Messenger RNA from Capsaspora owczarzaki ATCC 30864, 3320 nucleotides. RefSeq names its product TNS1 protein. Gene Ontology annotation, molecular function: protein tyrosine phosphatase activity. The record is from RefSeq and is a predicted model, not a curated record. Lineage: Eukaryota; Filasterea; Ministeriida; Capsasporidae. The transcript is spliced from 12 exons. Bases 97 to 3222 code for a protein of 1041 amino acids. Gene Ontology annotation, biological process: protein dephosphorylation.
GCUUCACUCGGCUGUUUUUCGUGAGCACUAGUCAAACAAGUCUCUCAUUCUCUUUGUCUCUCUCGUCUCUCUCGCGUCGAAUUUCGUUCGGUUGGGAUGGCGGACGCGGGCCUCAUCUACGAGGAAAUCCCGACCGCAGCAGCAGCGACCACCGCCGCGACCGCCGCCACGGCCGUAGAGCAUGGCAUUUACGACACGCUGCAGCCACGUCACGGCGAGGCCUUGUAUGACGCUCUAGAGGCGAUGAUGGAGCCAGCGCGGGCGGCUGCUCCUCCUCCAGCUGCUCCACUCAGCAACAAGUCGGUCAAGAGCACCACCACCAGCCCAGCGCCGUCUCCACCAACCAGCAGGCCGAGCAGAGGCCCGUCCCCUGCCCACGCCAUCGCAGCCAUGAAUACUGCUCCACAGCCGCGUGCGUUAGCAGCUGUGCGUCCGACUUCCACUGUGGCGGGCCCCUCCCAGCCACAGCAGCAGAAUCUGCACACCUUUGUCCCACAGCUGUUCAAAACACCGCGGACGUGCUCAAUGUGCAACGGCGUGCUGUGGCGCUCGGCCAUGUUCUGCAAGGAUUGCGACUAUGUCUGUCAUACUAAGUGUGAAGUCAAGGUCCUCACCGGCUCGGAUGCGGUCUGUCGAGGAGGAGGAGUUGCACCUAAUGGGACAGGACCGGUGCUCCCAUCGACACAGAUACGCUCGGGCAGUCGCCCUUUCUCGAUCUUUGGCCGGUCGUCGACGCUGUCCUUCAUGUCCCCCGAAAACUCGAACGAGGUUCGUUCUGUGCUCGACGAGCCCGAACCUAGUAACGGCUCCACCGCCGACACAGGAAAAUCGUUCGUUGCUCGUGACUCGUUUCGGAAACGGCCUUCGACCCUGAUUUCGUCCAUUCGCUCCGCAGUCUCAAAGAAUCGUAAUCGGUUUGUGACGGAAGAUUUUGAUCUGGAUCUGACCUACAUUACGCGGAACAUUAUCGCAAUGUCGUUUCCUGCGACUGGUUUGGAAUCAACCUACCGCAACCACAUGAACGACGUCGCCAAGCUUCUCACGGAAAAGCAUCCAGGACGAUUUCUGGUUUUUAAUCUGUCCGAGAGAGGCUACGACAUUUCCAAGCUCGACAAUCAGGUUCUGGACUUUGGAUGGCCAGAUCACCACGCACCUCCGCUCGAUUUGCUCUUUGCCAUUUGCAAAUCGAUGCAUUCAUGGUUGAAAUCCGCACCCGGUCAUGUUGUGGUCGUGCAUUGCAAGGGUGGGAAAGGGCGUACUGGCACAGUCAUUGCAGCCUACAUGAACUACUGCCGGCUUUUCGAAAGUGCCGAAGACGCCAUGGAGUUGUUUGCAAUGAAGCGAUUCGUGAAUGAAAAGGACGGAGGCAUCACACAGCCCUCCCAGCGACGGUUUGUCCAUCUCUUUUCCCAAAUCGUGACAGGAGAAACACAACUCGAGGAGCGCUCAUGCCCGCUCGAGCGCGUCAUUGUUCGCGGAAUCCCGAAUUUCGAUGGCCGAGGCAAUUGUCGGCCGGUACUUCGCAUCUAUCAGCGCUUCAAGCUCAUCUACGAAACUCCUGCAGAAAGCCUGCGUGUAUUCCAUGCGGACCAAGCCUUCAUGUUCUUUGAGUUUGAUGAACCCAUCAUACUGCGGGGCGAUAUUUUGAUCAAGUGCGUGCACGUGAGCACACUUGGCGUGCGGGAAACCAUCUUUCGCUGCCAGUUUCACUCUACCACCGUCGACAAUCAUUUCGUGCGCUACGACAAGAGCGACCUGGACGAUGCCAGCCGAGACAAGCGCUUUCCUGACUUUGGCUACGUCGACUUUGUGUUUCGCGCCGACGGGCAUCAACAUGGUGCCGACCAGCAAGCCGUUGACGCGCGGCAAUCAACCACAACGUUGGUCUCGGACCUGCUACAGUAUGAAGCCGAAAUCAGCGGAGCUCAAGUGGCUGCACUACCCGUCAGUCGAGACUCUACAACGGCGGCUGGGCCGCCGUCUGUUGUCCCGUCGAGAGAAAGCCCAAUAAACCAAACCGCCGCCGGGGAGGUCCGACCUCGCAAAGCGAAACCGGUGCAUGUUGUUGAGGCCUUGCUACACAAGAGCCCAUUCGAGGUUGAUUCGAUUGUCAACUCUUACCGGACCAACAGAACCGAGGAAUCUCAGCGAUCGUCAAUGAUUGCAAGCGCGCCGUCGUCUGCCGCGUCCUCCUCGCAGGUCCGCCGACGGAAACCGCUCACUCAUGCCGCCUCGAGCGACAGCGCGGAUGACGCCAUGCGCUCGCGUCGCCUCAGUGUGCGCGAAUUUGCUGCAACAGUGAGCCCCGCGCCUGAAACGCCUGGCAACGACGAGUCGCUCAUUUCGGUGGCCGAUCUCGCCGCGUCCGCGCUCGCUCAUGUGGGUGGGAUGCAACUCUUCCAUGACAUGGAUGCCUAUCACGAUUCGCAGCGACUGGAGCAAGAACACCAGCAGCAACAGGCACAGCAACAACAACAGCAGCAACAACAACAGCAACAACAGCAACAUCAAGCGGCUGGAUCACCGCCGAGCUUGCGCCGCGGACUCUCGGAGAAUCUUGGGCCAUUUUCAACUGCGGCGCUGUCAAACUCCUCGAUGCAGUCCGGUCAUGCCAGCAAAAUAACCUUCGAAGCGGCCACGGAACCGACCUACGACGUUCUGACGGGAAAUGGCAUCAGUGAAAUUCCUGCCGUUGUUGAUGACGUCGCGCUGGACGCGCUCAUCGAUCGACUGGAAACCACGCUGCCAAUCCUGCGGCAACAGCAACAAGAGCGAGAGUCUGGUGAAUUGCACGGCUCGCAUGGGGCGACUGGAGGCGAGCAGAAACGCCAAUCGGACGCGCUCGAACAUCAACAGCUGGUAGAGGAGCUCGUGACGCUCGCCUCGCAGGCCACAACACCGUCCCGGCCUACAAGCUAUGCACACGUCCCUGGCGACAGUGGCGGUGUCGGUGGUGGUGGCGGCGGCGGCGGCUCUCCUCGCAGCACAGCAGCGGCGGCGAUAGCUGCUGCGCACGACACGCAGCAGCGACUGAGCAGCGUCACCAUGCUGCUCGAGCAGCUUGCGUCUGUUGAAAGCGUCAAGAAAGGCCCGGCUGGUUCGCGCAUGUCUGACGAGUUCAACACCCUGGUCGAUUCCUUUGCGACAAUUUCCCGCUACCUGGAUCGCGCCGCCAAUGCGACCAAACUAGCUGCGGAAGAUGUUCGAGAGACGGAUGAUUGAGCCUCGGUUGGUGUUUAAGAUUGUUUUCGUGUUUUGCUGUUUUGGUUUUCGUGAUCUUCCAAAAACAACCCCAAACAAAAGAGUUGAUUAGAUUGUUC